Alnus glutinosa is the source of this 3053-nucleotide messenger RNA. Its product is annotated as septin and tuftelin-interacting protein 1 homolog 1. The transcript has a single exon. The coding region runs from base 140 to 2770 and encodes 876 amino acids. The record is from RefSeq and is a predicted model, not a curated record. Lineage: Eukaryota; Viridiplantae; Streptophyta; Magnoliopsida; Fagales; Betulaceae. Gene Ontology annotation, biological process: spliceosomal complex disassembly. Gene Ontology annotation, molecular function: nucleic acid binding. Gene Ontology annotation, cellular component: U2-type post-mRNA release spliceosomal complex.
CAAAGAUAAAAAAAAACUUUCUGGCAACUGAUGUGAUCUGAUACAUCCGAACACGAGAUUUUCCCCAACUUGUUCUGUGGCAAAAAUUAGGGUUUUGGUUUUUAGCAAUUUCGAAAUCUAGCUGUUUUGUGGGGUCAAGAUGGACGAUUACCAGGAUAUGGAGAGGUUCGGGACGGAGAACGACUUCGAGGACGGCCAGUGGAUCGGCGGCGAGUUCUACUACCGGAAGCGCAAGGAGAAGCGCACGCAGAACAAGGAUGACGUACUCUACGGUGUCUUCGCCGACUCAGCCUCCGACUCCGACGACGAUUACUCAUCCAAAAAGCGCCGCAAAGAUCGCGAUAUUUACAAGAAGUCCGACCUCACCAAGCCCGUCAGCUUCGUUUCCACCGGAAUCGUCAUGCCCACCCAGGAAAUCGACCAAAACUCCAAGCAAGAGAACAAAAACGACGACGUUUAUACGAACGACGAAGGUAAUACCGGGUUAGGGCUCGGAUUCAGCUCAUCUACCUCCGGGUUAGGUCUAGGUUUCAAUUCGAGCUCUAACGGGGUUCAAUUGGAGCGAAAUGCUAACGGUGCCAUUAACGGCGGCGACGAAAACGAUGAUGGCGAGAACAAUUUCUUGCCGACGGCGUUUGGGAGAAAGAUAAAGGAGGGGGCGAUGAGGAGAGAGAGGGAGAGAGCGGAAAGGACGAGAUUGGAUAAGGGGAAGAGAGUGAAAGAGCCAGGGUUUGUGGGUGAGACCGACGUGGGAGUGUUCGAGAAGCACACGAAGGGGAUUGGGAUGAAGUUGCUGGAGAAAAUGGGGUACAAGGGCGGUGGGCUUGGAAAGAAUGCGCAGGGCAUUGUGACCCCAAUCGAGGCAAAGUUGCGGCCGAAGAAUAUGGGCAUGGGUUUCAACGAUUAUAAGGAGGCGGAGAAGAAGUUGCCGCCUGCGCUGAAGGAGUUUGAGGAGGAGAAGAAGAAGGGGAGUGAGAGUGUGGGGAGGUUGAAGGAGAGGCGGUGGGCGAGGACGAAGAAGGAGGACAAGGCAGAGUAUGUGACGGCAGAUGAAUUGCUGGCAAGGAAGGCCGAGCAGGGGCUUAGCGAGGUGGUUCAGAAGGUUUAUGAUAUGAGGGGGCCGCAGGUGAGGGUGCUGACCAAUUUGGAGAAUUUGAAUGCGGAGGAGAAGGCUAGGGAGGACAAUGUGCCCAUGCCGGAGCUUCAGCACAAUGUGCGGCUGGUGGUGGACUUGGCGGAGCUUGAAAUAGAGAGGAUCGAUAGAGACUUAAGGCACGAGAAGGACGCGAUGGAGAGGUUGAGCAAAGAGAAGGAGAAGUUGGUGGUUGAGGCCGAGAGGCAGAAGAGGCAGUUGGAUAGUAUGGAGGAGAUAUUGGGUGUAUUGGACCGGUUGGGGGAAGAGAAUUCGAUUGGAACAUUGACGCUGGACUCGCUUGCGGAGUGUUUCGGUGACUUGCGGAGGAGAUUUGGUGAGGAUUAUAAGUUGUGUAACUUGUCCUGCAUUGCCUGCUCGUAUGCUCUGCCUUUGUUUAUUAGAGUGUUUCAGGGAUGGGACCCUCUUCAGAAUCCCUUUCAUGGGUUAGAGGUUGUGUCUUUGUGGAAGACUUUGCUGCAGGGUGAAGAUAUUAUUGAUAUCUGGGAUACUGGUUCGUCGCCUUAUACUCAAUUGGUUUCGGAAGUUGUGUUACCGGCUGUUAGAAUUUCUGGCAUCAAUACUUGGCAGGCCAGGGACCCGGAACCAAUGCUACGGUUUUUGGAAUCCUGGGAAAAGUUGUUGCCUCAUUCGGUCCUCGAAUAUAUAUUGGAUAACAUCGUGAUGCCAAAAUUGAAUGGUGCUGUGGGCUCUUGGGAACCGCUACGGGAAACUGUUCCGAUCCAUGUAUGGGUGCAUCCGUGGUUACUGUAUUUGGGUCACAAAUUGGAGGGUAUGUAUCAGAUGAUCCGUGCCAAGUUGAGUCAGAUUCUUGGUGCUUGGCACCCAAGUGAUGUGUCUGCUUAUACUAUAUUGUCACCAUGGAAGACUGUGUUUGAUUCUGCGAGUUGGGAACAGCUUAUGCGUAGAUUUAUAGUUCCAAAGUUGCAGCUUGUCCUGCAAGAGUUCCAAGUAAACCCUUUAAAUCAGAAGCUUGAUGAGUUUUAUUGGGUUAUGAACUGGGCUGCUGCUGUACCAAUUCAUCUUAUGGUUGAUAUGAUGGAGAGGUUUUUUUUCCCCAAAUGGCUACAGGUUUUGUAUCACUGGUUACGUUCGAACCCCAACUUUGAGGAGAUUACCAAGUGGUAUCUGGGUUGGAAGGAACUUCUUCCUAAGGAGCUUCUGGCUAAUGAAAGUAUCCGGUACCAGCUUAACCAAGGUCUUGAGAUGAUGGACCAGGCUGUCGAAGGGUUGGAGGUGGUCCAACCUGGUUUGAAAGAGAACAUCAGCUACUUCAGGGUACUUGAGCAAAGGCAAUUUGAGGCUCAGCAGAAAGCAGCAGCACAGCAAGCUGCUGCGACCUUCAGUAGCGUGACCCAUAUGGAUGGUAUGGGUGGUGCGGUCGACAUGAGCUUGAAAGAAGUUAUUGAGGCCCAUGCCCAACAGCAUGGGUUAUCAUUUAUUCCUAAACCUGUCCGGACGCACAAUGGUCACCAAGUCUAUGGCUUUGGUAAUGUAAGCAUAAUAGUGGACUCUCUAAAUCAAAAGGUGUAUGCCCAAACUGAUGAAGCAUGGUCCCUUGUAUCCCUUCAAGAUUUGCUGGACAAGCACAAUAGUUCUCUUACAAAGAGACGCUGAGUUUUAGAGUGCCCGUGGAGAAGUGUUAUGUUGUGAAGUUUCUCUGUGCUGAGCUGGAGCAGUGUUGUAGGUUGUAUUCAUUAUGCAUAGAUUCAGAACUCAGAGGUCAGCUUGUCCUAAUUCUUCCAGCUUGUGGUCGCCAGGAUUUUUGUCCUAAGAAUCGAUGUUGCAAAUUCAAUUUUCCUUGACAUUAGCAUAGUUUUUCAUUUUGAUUUUAUCCUCCUUUCUGGUUUUGUAAAUAUGUAUUCCCAUCAUAUGAAUGAUUAUAGGUCUUUUCACUUUA